Dacryopinax primogenitus is the source of this 1364-nucleotide messenger RNA. RefSeq names its product DUF803-domain-containing protein. Gene Ontology annotation, biological process: magnesium ion transport. The coding region runs from base 1 to 1311 and encodes 436 amino acids. The record is from RefSeq and is a predicted model, not a curated record. Gene Ontology annotation, molecular function: magnesium ion transmembrane transporter activity. Lineage: Eukaryota; Fungi; Basidiomycota; Dacrymycetes; Dacrymycetales; Dacrymycetaceae. The transcript is spliced from 7 exons. Gene Ontology annotation, cellular component: membrane.
AUGGAGGAUCGGUGGAUUGGGUUAAUACUCGCCGUGCUGGGCAACUCAGCCAUCGGAUCCAGCUUCAUCAUAAUCAAAAUGGUAUGUAGCGACGUUGGCUUGAACGCGGCGGCGGAACGAGCAGGACACAGUAACGCAUCUGAUAAAUACGUAUACCUAAGAAAUCCAUUAUGGUGGUUGGGGAUGACGACGAUGAUUUCGGGAGAAUUGAUGAACUUCGCUGCAUAUGCAUUCGCCCCUCCAAUACUAGUCACCCCUCUGGGAGCACUCAGCGUGAUCAUAGGAGCGGUUCUUGCUUCAAUCUUCCUGCAGGAAGAGCUCGGCCACCUCGGUGUGGUAGCAUGCACAUUAUGUUUGCUCGGAUCCCUCAUAAUCGUAUUACACGCUCCGGCGGACAAAGAUAUCCAAACAGUCGAUGAGAUCUUGCAUUAUGCUCUGCAGCCAGCCUUCCUCUUAUAUUGCCUCAUCGUUCUGAUUGUCAGCGUCGUCUUCAUCUACGUCUUGGCACCCAAAUAUGGCAAGAAGAGCCCAAUUAUAUACCUCACUAUAUGCUCGCUCGUUGGUUCAGUGUCAGUUAUGGGCAUCAAAGGAUUCGGUAUCGCGCUCAAGCUCACAUUCGCUGGCAACAACCAGCUCACACACCCCAGCACAUACGUAUUUGGCAUUGUCGUUGUUCUGUCAAUCUUGGUGCAGAUGAACUACUUCAACAAGGCAUUGGAUAUCUUCUCGACCAACGUCGUCAACCCCAUCUACUACGUCGGCUUUUCUACAGCCGUUAUUCUCGCCUCCAUCAUAUUAUUCCAAGGGUUCAAUACCGGCGAUGGUGUCAGUAUUGCAUCUCUCAUCGUUGGCUUUCUGAUCACCUUCCUUGGCGUUCAUCUCCUGAACAUGAACCACAAGCCCGACUUCCCAGAUCCAGAUCAACCACAUGUGCCGCUGGAGCAUGGCCUGAUGAAUCCUCGACUCAGCAUAUCAGGCCGCAUGUCAAUAGACUCUCCUCGGACGACCGAGUGGACACCGCAUCAUACCCACCGAGGAGGUUCAGGUUAUCGAAUGCAUAACGGAGGGUCAGCGAGUGGAUCAGGCUGGGGUAUUGGUAAUGGUAAUAUCACGCAAGAGCCGGAUAUUAGCCUGGACGAAGUACGAGAAGAGGAGGAAGAAGAAUUUGAGGGAGACGAGACUACGCGGUUGACGGGGAAGGGUCGGAGGAGAGAAGAGCGAAGGAAGUCAAUCGAGGCGGGGGAUCUCGAGGCCGCUGUUGGCUCACCACAUACCCAAUCGAACGGUCGGACAAAUGUAGGACGAAUAUAGCACCACUGUAGUUCGCUGCCGGCCGGCGAUCUGUAUACCUAUAUGGACUUUUC